UGCCCCAGAUGCACGGUAAUGCGUGUGCCCUUGUCUCCUCUCAUCCCGGUAAACUUGUGACACUAGUCGGCAACUCGCUCUCCUGGGACCCGGCGGUGGAGUCACCACAGCUACGGCGCAGAAGGAGCGACUAAAAGCUCCUGUCAGCUGCUGCCACGGUACACGGUUUUGUGGUGCCAGGAUGAAGAAAGUCAUGGACACUGCCCUGCUGUUGUUGCUGCUAUUCUUCACAGUGCAUGCAAACAGAACACACUACAGACCACCAGGGAAACCAACACGGGCCAGAUGUCGUUCUCCUGAAAAAGAGACCUUCACCUGCUGGUGGGAACCGGGCUCUGAUGGAGGACUGCCCACCACCUACGCCCUGUACUAUCGCAAAGAAAACUCUGACACAGUAUACGAGUGUCCUGACUACCACACAGCUGGGGAGAAUUCCUGCUUCUUUAACAAGAACGAUACAUCCAUCUGGAUCAACUACAACAUCACCGUGGUGGCCACCAACGCACUGGGCAGCACCUUCUCUGACCCUGUGGAUAUAGAUGUGGUGUACAUUGUCAAGCCUAAUCCUCCAGAGAAGGUGACAGUGACUGUAAUGGAGGACAAAGGCUGGCCCUUUCUCCGGGUGUCAUGGGAACCGCCACAUAAGGCUGACACCCGCUCCGGCUGGAUCACUCUCAUCUACGAGCUGCGUGUCACGUUGGAGGGGGAAGAUGACUGGGAGAUGCACCUCGCAGGCCAGCAGAAGCUGUUUAACAUCUUCAGCCUGCGGUCAGGUGGUACAUACCUUGUCCAGGUGCGCUGUAGGCCCGAUCAUGGCUUUUGGAGUGAAUGGAGUUCCACUUCGUACAUCAAAGUUCCUGACUAUUUUCAUCGGGAGAAGUCUGUGUGGAUCCUCAUUACUGUCUUUUCUGCAUUCAUCUUUCUCAUACUCACAUGGUUGCUGCACAUGAACAGCCACAGUCUGAAGCAUUGUAUUCUGCCACCAGUCCCUGGUCCUAAAAUCAAAGGAUUUGAUAACCAGCUUCUCAAGAAUGGAAAGUCUGAGGAGGUCUUCCAUGCAAUGGUAGUGUCUGAUUUCCCCCCAGUCACAACAUCCAACUAUGAGGACUUGCUGGUGGAGUACCUCGAAGUGUAUGUCCCAGAGGAGCAGAAGCUGAUACUGGAGGAAAGCAAGUAUCUACACAAACUUGAGGGCUCCACAUCUGACAACGACUCUGGCCAGGGCAGCCUUGAAAGCCAUACUCUGCUGAUGGAUAAGAGGGAAGAGACAAAAGAAGAAGAGAGGCUAACAGGUCAGGAAGGCAGUCAAACAGGGAUGGGGCCACAGAGGCACCAGAAGGACUGGGAUGAGGAAAAGCCUUAUGCUCAUGAAGACAUCGUUAGCCCUGCGAUGUCAAGUGGGAGGGUGAAAACCUGGCCUUCUGUGUUUUCUCCACUGCCCCAGUACAGCUCAGGCCCAAAGAGCCAACUGAGCUCACUUAAGAUAGCCAAACAGCACUGCCUCUCUGACAGCCUGUUUUCCUCCUACAAUGCCGAGCCUGGCCACAACACCAAGAAGGCUAUCGGACCAAGCUGGGAGUUCUGCUUCAGUAACAAGCAACCGCAACUCCAGGCCCACAGUGAUGUCAACAUCUCCAGCAUUGGCCGCAACCAAGCACCUGUUUUUCGGCAGUCACCCGCUCACCAGUCCACUGAGUAUGUUGAAGUCCUGAGGGUCAAUGAGGAGGAUAUGGUGCUCCUCCAGCCUGUUGUGUUAGGCAGCAGCCACGGUAAAGGCUGGCCCCCGACACAUCAGGUGGAGGUCUACAGCAAGGUGAAGGAGGUAGACAGUGACAACACAGUGCUGCUACAGAAAGAGGUGAUGGAUGAGGAGGUGGACAGGUGUCCUUGUGAGGACCAGGAGGUGAAUGGAGCAACAGAGAGUUGCUACACAUCAUCCGACAUUACUACCACCCAGAAGCCUGCAGGUUGCAGUCAUGCUGCCAUGCCGGCCCAGGAUGAGAUGGUCCUGGCAGCAAGUGGUUAUGUUGACACUGCCACCAUGUUCACACUGCCUACUUACUAGGUGUGCGGGACACUGCAUGACCUGUUUUACGUAGGGACUGAGACUAACACUGGAUGAGCCCUUCAGAUGUGGUUGAAAAGCUAAUAUUUUGCUCUCACACAAAUACUUUUUACUGAUGACACUGCAGUGACACGUUUUGAGGAUCUGAAAGAGUUUGACUGAAUAAUCUGAUUAAUAACUGUCAUUCAACUUCAUAACAGAUAUAACUGAUUGUAUAAAUUAUCGUCAUAAUGACUAAUUAUAUGUCUCUCAUAAAUAUUUUGUCAUCACUGGCACAUAAUCAUGUUUCACACCAGGAACAUUUUUAAAUAUACUGCUCUUGUGUGUGUGUGUGUG
Molecule: messenger RNA, 2401 nt
Organism: Monopterus albus (swamp eel)
Lineage: Eukaryota; Metazoa; Chordata; Actinopteri; Synbranchiformes; Synbranchidae
Gene: prlra
Product: prolactin receptor a
Exons: 9
Coding region: 182-2065 (627 amino acids)
Biological process (GO): cytokine-mediated signaling pathway
Cellular component (GO): external side of plasma membrane; membrane
Molecular function (GO): protein binding; cytokine receptor activity
Source: RefSeq, a predicted model, not a curated record